CGAUAUUGGAUAUCGGAUAGGUCGUGUCCUUGAGAGUGUUACGGUGGGAAUUUCGUUUGAUAAUCGAGGUCGUCUAUGAUUGUUAGUCCGUGUUGUCGAAUUAUCAGGAGUAGUUGCAUAAGUAGUCCAGGAUUACUCCGUCCUCGCCUGGUCUAUUUGUCUCCAUCACAUAUUAAGAUACUGAGUAAUCAUGCUCGGUUAUUUGUCACAAAAAACAGACAGUCAAACACACCAUAUUCCUCAUUUAUCAUUGAUACAAGAAAAAGUGCUCAGCGUGACUCUGAAGCAUCAAAAGUCCAGACAGACCUCAAUGAUAUUUUGAAGGAUCAGCCGCCUUCAGUACAACUCAGGCUUGUAGAUGCUUAUCGCAAAGGGUUCCAGUCAUCAACUGAGAAAGAAAAAGCAUCUAAGAAAAUCGAAACAGUCGCAACACUCCUUGGCAAAUUCGCUAUUAUUGGAGUAUGUGUAUAUUUUGUCAUUAAGUUGUCGAACAAAGUAUUUGGUGGUGCAUUCCCUAAGAUGCUAGACCCUAGCGUGGCAUCUUUCGCAGAAAAUGCUGAUGUGAACUUUAAUGACGUCCAAGGCUGCGAUGAAGUGAAAAAGGAGCUCCAGGACAUAGUGGAAUUCCUACGCAAUCCAGAAAAGUUCAACCGCAUAGGAGCUAAACUUCCCAAAGGUGUUCUCUUGGUUGGCCCUCCUGGUGUUGGAAAAACAUUGCUCGCUAAGGCUGUUUCUGGUGAAGCACAAGUUCCUUUUUUGUAUGUAUCCGGAAGCAGCUUUGAAGAGGUGUUUGUCGGACUUGGGGCUUCUCGCGUUAGACAACUAUUUGCUGCUGCUAAGCAAAACUCACCUUGUUUAAUAUUUAUUGACGAAAUUGAUUCUGUUGGCAGAAAUAGAACAUCGUCACCUCAUCAUCCGUAUGCAAAUCAAACAAUCAAUCAACUUCUUGCAGAAAUGGAUGGUUUUCAGUCAACGGAAGGCAUUAUCGUUUUGGGUGCAACAAAUCAAGCAGAGGAUUUAGACAAAGCUUUACUGAGACCUGGCCGUUUUGAUGUCCAGAUUUUUGUAUCUCCACCAACCUAUGAAGGCAGACUGGCUCUUCUCAAUCUUUAUUUACGCAAGAUGAAAACCAGUCCAAAUAUCGACGUUGAAAAACUAGCUCAUGGAACUGUUGGCUACACAGGUGCAGAUAUACAAAAUCUAGUCAACCAAGCUGCUAUCGCUGCUGGUUUACACAAUGAUCCUGUUAUUGAAAUGCACCACUUAUGGGAAGCUCGUGAUCGAUUAAUAAUGGGACCUGCUAAACGUCGACCUUUAGAUGAACAGACUAAUCGUGUCUCAGCCUUUCAUGAAGCUGGUCAUGCAUUAGUGGCAUUGUUAACCGCUGAAAGUACACCAUUACACAAAGUGACAAUUAUUCCCCGAGGUGAAGCUGGUGGUCUUACAAGCUUUUUACAAGAGAAAGAUAUGAGUUUUAUGACACGUGCACAACUUUUAGCUCAAUUAGAUGUAUUGAUGGGAGGUCGUGUUGGCGAAGAGCUGGCCUUUGGGACAGAUAAAGUGACGACUGGUGCAGCAAAUGACUUCCAAAAAGCUACCGCUUUAGCUCAAAAUAUGGUCAAGCGUUUUGGUUUUUCAAGUAAAUUAGGCCCAAGAGUUAUACCAGAUACUCGUGAUGGCCAGCUAAGUCAAACAACACGUGAUCUUAUCGAUAAAGAAGUCGAUCAGUUGCUCAACGAAUCAUUGACUCGUGUACGCAACCUACUCUCAAGUCAUAGUAAACAGCAUAAAUUAUUGGCUGAAGCGCUACUCCACUUUGAGACAUUGACAAAAGAUGAAGUUGUCGCUGUGUUGGCUGGUAAAAUGAAACCGCCGAAAAAUUCACCUCAGACAUCACCACCCUCACCACCACCUCCUUCGUCGUCACCAUCGCCGUCUACAAGUCUCCUGCCCCAACCUGAAAUUCAUGUAUAAUUAAUUUCGUCAAAUGUGUACACUCUACUAUAUUGUGCUGUGUUUGAUCGAUUUAUUGAUUGAUUGAUUCAUUGACUUCAUUCUGUUGCCAUAUUACUAUCAUUAAUCCAUAAUUAAAAAUUUUCUUCUCACCUUUUUUGUGCGCGUGUGUGUGUGUCAAAGUCUAAGGUAUUUAUUAUUUCGUUCAUCCUUCUUUCUGUAUCAUUUUUACUAUAUUCUACUUCCGCUUUUCUCCGCACACAUACGCACGCACACACUCCCUUUCUUUUCUCCUGUCUUUUCUUUAAUUUAUCCUACCUUCAGGGAAUAGUGAUUUCCACACUCUGUUUCUCACUUCUUUCCUGUUUUCCUCACCUACAGAAGGAAUAAUAAAUAUAAAGCUUGAGGCGAUUGCUUUUCCUGGAUUGUGUUAUAUUUGUAACUGUGAUGUUGUUCACUUUAUUAUUAGAUAUUGGACGUUUAUUAAAAAAAAUAAUCGAUCGUCAA
Messenger RNA from Trichobilharzia regenti, 2460 nucleotides. NCBI's taxonomy places the organism in Eukaryota, Metazoa, Platyhelminthes, Trematoda, Strigeidida, Schistosomatidae. The record is from the annotation of a GenBank genome assembly.